AUGUACUCUCUGUUCCUCUCGGCUGCUGCGCCCCAUGUGACCCAGGAGAGCCAAUCAGGGGACUGGGCCAGAGCAGUGCAUGCUGGGACACAGGCCAUGAUGAGGUACGGAGGGGCAGAACCAGGAGACAGAACCAUGUUGGAUGCACUGUGUCCUGCUGCAGAUGAACUGAUGAGGCUGAGCACUGCUCCCCCUGGAGGACACAUGGAGGUACUGCAGGCUGCGGCAGAGUGUGCGUCUCUGGGAGCAGCCUCGACCGCGGACCUCGAGGCCAGAGCGGGGCGAGCGAGCUACAUCAGCAGUGAGAGAGUUCACGAGCCAGAUCCGGGCGCUGUGGCCCCUCCCCCAGUCUCCCUCAGCCUCCCCCAGUCUCCCUCAGCCUCCCCCAGUCUCCCCCAGCCUCCGCCAGUCUCCCCCAGCCUCCCCCAGUCUCCCCUAGCCUCCCCCAGUCUCCACCAGCCUCCCUCUGUCUCCGCCAGCCUCCCUCAGUCUCCCCUAGCCUCCCCCAAUCUCCCUCAGUCUCCCCCAGCCUCCCCUGUCUCACCCAGUCUCCCCCUGUCUCCCCCAGCCUCUCCCAGUCUCCCCCAGCCUCCCCCUGUCUCCCCCAGCCUCUCCCAGUCUCCCCCAGCCUCCUCCUGUCUCCCCCAGCCUCCCCCUGUCUCCCCCAGUCUCCCCCAGCCUCCCCCUGUCUCCCCCAGUCUCCCCUGUCUCCCCCAGUCUCCCCAGCCUCCCCCAGUCUCCCCCAGUCUCCCCCUGUCUCCCCCAGCCUCUCCCAGUCUCCCCCAGCCUCCCCCUGUCUCCCCCAGCCUCUCCCAGUCUCCCCCAGCCUCCCCCUCUCUCCCCCAGCCUCUCCCAGUCUCCCCCAGCCUCCUCCUGUCUCCCCCAGCCUCCCCCAGUCUCCCCCUGUCUCCCCCUGUCUCCGUCAGCCUCUCUCUGUCUCCCCCAGCCUCUCCCAGUCUCCCCCAGCCUCCCCCUGUCUCCCCCAGCCUCUCCCAGUCUCCCCCUGUCUCCCCCUGUCUCCCCCAGCCUCCCCCUGUCUCCCCCUGUCUCCGUCAGCCUCUCCCAGCCUCUCCCCAGUCUCCCCCAGCCUCCCCCUGUCACACACACACUGACCAAAAGUAA
This is a messenger RNA of Knipowitschia caucasica, 1122 nucleotides long. The record is from the annotation of a GenBank genome assembly. Lineage: Eukaryota; Metazoa; Chordata; Actinopteri; Gobiiformes; Gobiidae.